AUGGGGAAGCAAACACCCGUCAACAAGGUCAUCAUCGUUGGUGCUGGCCCUUCGGGGCUGCUGCUAGGGAUCCUUCUGGCCAAGCAAGGAGUCACGGUUCAACUCCUCGAGGCAGCUGGCGAACUCGACAAGAAUCCCCGAGCGGCUCACUAUGCUCCCUCAGCAGUUUACGAAUUGAAUCGCGCUGGAGUGCUCGACGACGUCAAGGCACAGGGAAUCCAUCCCGAUGCAGUCUGCUGGCGCCACCCCGAUGGCACGUUUAUCGCGGGUAUUCGAAGUCGCUUCGACAUAGAAUUUCCCAUGGUUUGUCUGCCUCUGGAUCAACUCGACGUCAUCCUUCUUCAGCAUUUUCUGGCUCAACCAAGCGCCGAAAUCUUGUGGCACCACAAAGUCGUCUCGAUCGACCAGGACGAUAAUGAGGCGAGGGUCCACGUCGAGACGCCGGAAGGAAAGAAGACGUUUGGCGCCGACUACAUCGUCGGUUGUGACGGGGCAAACAGCCAGAUCAGGCGGUCGCUGUUUGGUGACCUGAACUAUCCUGGGGAGACCCUCCAGAAGCAGAUCAUCGCUACUAAUGUAUAUUACGACUUCCACAAAUUCGGGUACUGGGACUCGAAUUUCAUUAUCGAUGAGAAUGACUGGUAUAUGGCAGCUCGGAUCACUCAAGACGGACUGUGGAGAGUAACGUACGGCGACGUAUGGGGGCUGUCGAACGAGGAAUACCUGGCAAGGCAGCCCGAACGUUACGAGAAAAUCCUGCCAGGAAACCCAAAGCCGGGAGAUUACAAGCUCGUCAGCGCCAGCCCGUACAAGCUACACCAACGAUGUGCAGACUCUUUUAGAGUGGGAAGAUUUUUGCUCGCCGCCGACGCUGCUCAUUUGUGCAACCCUUUCGGUGGGUUGGGUCUCACCGGCGGUAUUGCUGACGUAGGGAGCUUGUUUGAUGCUCUCGUAGCGUUGAAAGAGGGAAAGGCAGAUGAUAGCAUUCUGGACAAGUACAGCGAGGUCCGACGCAAGAAAUGGGCCGAAAUUAUUGACCCCAUGUCUCGAGCCAAUUUCCGACGUGUCUGUCUGGAGGAAGCGGAGUCGGAGAGACAAGAGUUCUGGAACUUCUGCAAGAAGAUGGAAGAGGAUGAAGAACUGGCGCGCCAGAUGGCACAGGGAACAAAUGUAUUGCGAGAGGAUUUUCGAGAGUACUUGACGGCUGGGGCGGCGUAG
Fonsecaea erecta is the source of this 1218-nucleotide messenger RNA. RefSeq lists its product as hypothetical. Bases 1 to 1218 code for a protein of 405 amino acids. NCBI's taxonomy places the organism in Eukaryota, Fungi, Ascomycota, Eurotiomycetes, Chaetothyriales, Herpotrichiellaceae. Gene Ontology annotation, molecular function: FAD binding. The transcript is spliced from 5 exons. The record is from RefSeq and is a predicted model, not a curated record.